GGGAACAGGGCCUGGGCCUGAGCCCUACUCUGGGAAGACCACCCUGUGCCCGCCUCAGGUCCUGCCCAGGCCCCACUGACCAUGGGCGAGAGGGAGGAGGAUGACGGUGAUGAAGAGGAGGCCUGGCUGCAGCUGUGCCCCGUGGAGCCCCUGCCCUCCCAGUGCUGUGGCGGUGGCUGCACCCCCUGUGUGUUCGACCUCUAUCACCGAGAUCUGGCCAGGUGGGAGGCGGCCCGGGCCAGCAAGGACAGGAGCCUGCUGAGCCGGCAGGAGCCCCAGAGCUGCCCUUCCGGCUUGAACCCAGAGACCUUCCUGGCCUUCAGCAUCAGCACCGUGGACAAAGUCACUGAGGACACCUAUCUGGCCCGCUUUGCAUUGCCUAGGAACAGCCAGCUGGGCCUGCGGCCUGGCCAGCACCUCAUCCUACGAGGGACAGCGGGUGGCUUAGAAGUUCAGAGAGCGUAUACGCCCAUCAGCCCUGCCAAUGCGAAAGGAUACUUUGAAGUUUUAAUUAAGUGCUACCAGACGGGGCUGAUGUCGCGGCUCGUGGAGUCCUGGAGAGCAGGAGACACGGCUUUCUGGAGAGGGCCGUUUGGAGGCUUCGUCUAUAAACCAAACCAGUACGGUGAGCUCCUCAUGCUGGCUGCAGGCACGGGCCUGGCACCCAUGGUGCCCAUCCUGCAAAGCAUCACGGACAAUGCCGAUGACGAGACCUUCGUCACCCUGGUCGGCUGCUUCAGGACCUUUGAGGGCAUCUACCUGAAGCCGUUCCUCCAGGAGCAGGCCCGCUUCUGGAACGUCCGCACCUUCUUCGUGCUCAGCCAGGAGGACUCCCCGGAGCAGCUCCCCUGGAGUUACCGGGACAAGACGCGCUUUGGCCGCCUGACCCAGGACCUGAUAGAUGAGCUGGUCGGCUCCUGUCGCAGGAAGCCCUAUGCCCUGGUGUGUGGCCCGUCGGAGUUCAACAAAGACAUGGCCAAGGGCUUGGUGCGGGCGGGGCUGGCCGAGGGCUCCUACUUCCUCUUCUAGCCCUAGCCUCCCUCUCAGGGGCCUGCCUGCCUGGGCUGAGCCCCAAGGACCAGAAGGGAUUGGACAGAAGGGGUGGGGGCUUCUUGGAGCCCGGCUGAGGGGGCUAUUAGAUGUCCCCGUGGGAGCCUGCGUGACACAGUCGGGCCGUGAGCAUUCCAGAAAUGGCUGGAAAAGAAGUCCCUGAGAGGAGACAUUGUCCUGUGUAUUUUCAGUGCCACAAGCCUAGGCCCCCAGUAAGGCUUGGCUUCUGUGGCCUGACCCCAGAGCAGCGGGGCCCUGGAUCACCUCUAGUUCGUAACCACUACACAUGGCUUUGCCCUGAGCCUCCCUCCCCUACUGGAGAGCCCCGCCCACAGCCACCACCACCCCUCCCCGCGGCAAAAGAGGUGCCCCUCCCGCUUCCAGCCUGCUCAGGCUCCGCUCUGCAAGCACCUUCAGCUCCCGCGCCCUGGAGACGGUUGCUAUGGAGAUCUAAAGAUAGAGCAGGAGUCUGGAGACCUGGGUCCUUCUAGCUCUGCCCACUGAGCGGCUGCUAAUUCCGGUCCACCCACCCCACCUCUUCCAUCCUGCACCGGGCGUGCCCUCCCCAGGGAUCCGGGCGCUGGCAGCCACUCACCGCAGCUAAUGAAUUCUGCUGUUCCCUGCUGGGCCCCAGGGCACGCUGCCAGUCAGCCUGGCUCCUGGACAUCCCCAGUCAACGCCAGGGAACCCUAGAAUCUGGGGACCUGGAUGCCUGGCACUUGGGCUGGAUGAUCGCAGACUCCAUCAGUCAAAGAUUAAGUUCAUCGUCCAGGAUGCACCCAGGCUGUCAGACGUGGGGAAACUGAGUCCGUGGGGAAACUGAGGCCCGAUGAAGAUCAAUGGUUUGCCCAGAGCAAAGCAGUCACGACAGAGGCAGCAUCAGAAGCCUCUUCAUUUCCAUCCCAGGCUCAGACCCGGCUCUGCCUCAAACUGGGCUCCUCCCCCACUGGGCAGCGGCAUGAUGGGAUGUUCUCGUGGGGUCCCCAGGCCUGCCCCACCCCCCUUGAGUCAAGCAGUCCCGCUUUUAUCCCGUUUUUCUACGGGGCCAGGGAGUGCUUGGGUUUAUCUCCCCUCAGUGUGCAUGUGGGUGAGGUGGAAGCGGUUUCUCUCUGCCCAGAACCUGUGCCUGGUAGCUGAGCGGUGCCACGAGCCAUCAUGAUGGCCCUUUGGGGAUGAUGGCAAAGUCCUCAAACGAUUUCAUGGGGAGAUGUCAGGGUCAGGUCAAGUCCGCGUGGGGUAACCGUGUCUCUUGGCCUCAGAAUCGCAAUGUGUUCUGGCACGCCCAGAACCCUGACACUGCUGCCACCGAGUGGCUUUGAGGCAGCCAGGCCCACGCUUGCCGAACAGGGCUGCCACGCACUAGCUUCUCAAGGGGCGCUGUUCCAAAGCAGGCCACCAGGCCUUUCUUCCACUGCCCCUCUGGGUGAGUCACCCCGGCAACCUUCCGGUCAGAGGCCCAGCACCCAGCUAUGCCUGCCACCCAGGGACUCAUUAGCAUAUCAGGGCUCUGGAAAGAACCUGCUUACCUUUCCUUUGGCUCUGAGUUUCUCAAGCCUGUCCAAGUACAGGGCACUCCAUCCUCCAGAACCUUGUGACCCCCGAAUUCCAGGAACUACACACCCACCGGGAGACACCAGCGUCUUUCACAUCUCCUGAUCCAGCUAGUGAAUGGGGACAGCCCGGGCAGGGCCCGUGGCUGCUACUUCCUGGGCCUGCGACGGUGUAGAUGGGACUCCCAAACCCACGCAUGCGGUACAUUCUGACUCGCAGAGUAGAACUGCCCCUGUGGGGUCCCCAUCUUCCUCUCCUGGAGGAACUGGUGGGUUUAAACUGCCAACCUUGUGGUUUGCAGCCCAACACGUAACCAGCGCCCAAGCCACCAGGUUUCCGUGCGUGACUCUCAGGACCUCUGAAAUCUAGGGAUUCCUCUCCCCAGUCCCAUGGCUCUGCAGUGUCCCUCUAAGCAGUGCCCCUGGCAUGCCUGUUCUGAGCCAGGCUGCUGGGGGCGCCAGGAAACAGCAGUGAGCGGGCAGGUGUGGCCCUUCUGUCUGCAGACGCUACCCUUGUAAUUCCAGAAGCAACGAGCGCCAUCCAAGGGAGGUGGGUGGACUGCAAGGACGUUUGGCCCGACCUGCCAUUGCCACUGAGGCUGGAGACACCAGAGGCCAUACUCACAAGGUUAUCCCCACCUAGGGGUAAAGGGCCUACGGACGUCCCUGUCCCAGCCCCCUGCUGUUGAGAUGUUAGGGCCACCACAGCCCCUGGUGCCCUUCCCCUCCCUCUGUGCUGCUGCUGUGCUGCAUGGCACAUUUGGUGCAGAUCCAGGAUGCCAAAAGGUGCCCCCUGGGGCCACCAUGUAAACAGUGCAGACCGGGGCCAUGCCUCCUGAGACAAGCCAGCCAUGAAGAGCAGAGGGCCCGGGCUGUGUGAGCAUGGGCCUCCUGGGCAUGGGGGUGAACUGGGCUUCCGAAGCAGACCCACUUCCUGUCUAUCCUGACGCUGCCCCCACCGCCUGCUGGGGGGAGGCGGAGCGGAGUGGGGAAAGUGCUGCUGGGGCUGGGGCCAUCAUAGGGAUGCUGUGGGACAAGGGACAUGCUUGCUCCCUGGACCGCUGAGGGAGACGAGCCAGGAAGGGACAGGGGACAAGUCUUGGGAGCAAAGGCAGCGAAUGCUGUAGCACUACCCCCGGAGCAUCCCGUCACAGCGUUUCGGCAUCCCCCUAACCAGUCUCAGCCCCCAGAUGCUCCAAGCCCCCUCUGCAGUGCAGCCACUCUGAUGAAUUCACAGCCCUGCUGAAAAGCCUUUAACGCCCCUGUUUGCUCUAGGAUGUCGCAUAAACGCCCUAGCCUGGCACUGACAUCUGGGCUGCGCUCCCCACCCCAACUCUGCCACUCCAGGCCUGCUUUCCUGCAUCCCCUCCCCUGCCAGGACCACCCACCUUUCUGGCUCAGCUGCCACCCCCACAGAGCUAUCUUCAUGGGCCCGAGAGCCCUUGGCGCCUGCCAUCGUACCCUGAGCAUGCCUGUGCUCGGCAUAUCCUGCAUGGUGCGGCACCACUGCUAGCUGGAAGCCUGGCUGUCCUGCCAGGACAAAGGCCCAGUGAUCUCCCUGAAAGAUGCACACAGACUCCCAGCCGUCGGGUCAACGCUGAGACAGCGGCCCUAUAGGACAGGGUAGGAUGCUAGAUUAAUAAAAAAAGAUUCAAUGUCCAAGCACCCAGUCAAGGGUUUCUGAAAAGUGGGCUUAAAAACCAACAUUCCUUCCCCUCUGUCGCCCAGGCAAGGCGCUGGGUGCCCUCUUAUGCCUCCCAAGCCAUUCAGUCCUUCAUUUAGAGUUACUUUUUGAGCACCUUUAUGUUUCAGCCCCUGUUCCAGACUCCAGAGAAACAGCAAUAAAUGAUACAAUUCCCAGUC
Messenger RNA from Echinops telfairi (small Madagascar hedgehog), 4463 nucleotides. RefSeq names its product NADH-cytochrome b5 reductase-like (gene CYB5R5). Lineage: Eukaryota; Metazoa; Chordata; Mammalia; Afrosoricida; Tenrecidae. The coding region runs from base 82 to 1029 and encodes 315 amino acids. The transcript has 6 exons. The record is from RefSeq and is a predicted model, not a curated record. Gene Ontology annotation, molecular function: oxidoreductase activity.